Messenger RNA from Corylus avellana, 3637 nucleotides. Lineage: Eukaryota; Viridiplantae; Streptophyta; Magnoliopsida; Fagales; Betulaceae. The record is from RefSeq and is a predicted model, not a curated record.
UAGGCUAUAGUUACGCUAACAAUUCUGCUGGAGAACGUCGUCGUUUGAGUGGAGCUGGUAAUCCAGUUUGCGCUAACCACCAACCAGACUGAAGCGAUUACCUUGAGAAACGUUGUCGUUCCAUUGACAGUUGCACAAUUAGCUCCUCUCCGACUCCGAUUCAUAUUUCUGCAACUUUGAGCUCCGACGAGGUGGGCUUACAGUACAUUGGGGGGUGUUUGGUUACGUCGAUAAUUCAAAGAUGGAUCCAGGAAGACAGGUAUUCACGGUGGAUCUUCUGGAAAGAUACGCGGCCAAAGGGCGCGGGAUUAUCACCUGCAUGGCCGCCGGAAACGACGUCAUUUUACUGGGCACCAGUAGAGGCUGGAUCAUUCGCCACGAUUUCGGUGUCGGCGACUCCUACGAUAUUGAUCUCUCUGUGGGUCGUCCUGGGGAGCAAUCCAUCCACAGGGUUUUUGUUGAUCCGGGAGGGAGCCAUUGUAUUGCCGUCGUUGUUGGUAGUGGAGGUGCUGAUACUUUUUACACUCAUGCGAAGUGGACCAAGCCUCGAGUUUUAAGCAAAUUGAAAGGUCUUGUGGUGAAUGCUGUUGCCUGGAAUAGACAACAGAUCACAGAAGCUUCUACAAAGGAAGUCGUUCUUGGUACGGACAAUGGCCAGCUUCAUGAGAUUGCCGUGGAUGAGAAGGACAAGAAGGAGAAGUACAUCAAGUUUCUGUUCGAAUUUACAGAACUUCCUGAAGCUUUCAUGGAUUUACAGAUGGAAACGGCUAGCGUGAUCAAUGGAACUAGAUACUAUGUGAUGGCUGUUACUCCUACACGACUUUACUCUUUCUCUGGAAUGGGUUCGCUAGAGGCUGUUUUUGCAAGUUAUUUAGAACGUGCAGUGCAUUUCAUGGAACUUCCUGGGGAAAUACCAAACAGUGAACUGCAUUUCUACAUCAAGCAAAGAAGAGCAGUACAUUUUGCGUGGCUUUCUGGAGCUGGUAUCUAUCACGGUGGCUUGAAUUUUGGAGCACAGCAUAGUUCUCCAAAUGGAGAUGAAAAUUUUGUGGAGAACAAGGCUCUAUUGGACUAUUCAAAGUUGUCUGAAGGUGCUGAAGCGGUUAAACCCAGUUCUAUGGCAGUGUCUGAAUUCCAUUUCUUGCUUCUUAUUGGGAAUAAGGUCAAGGUUGUAAAUAGAAUAUGUGAGCAAAUCAUAGAGGAACUUCAGUUUGAUCAAACAUCGGAGUCAGUUUCAAGGGGUAUCAUUGGAUUAUGUAGUGAUGCCACUGCUGGAUUGUUCUAUGCAUAUGACCAAAACUCAGUUUUUCAGGUGUCUGUCAAUGAUGAAGGUCGGGAUAUGUGGAAAGUUUAUCUGGACAUGAAAGAGUAUGCUGCAGCUUUAGCAAAUUGUCGUGACCCACUCCAGAGAGACCAAGUCUAUUUACUACAGGCUGAAGCUGCAUUUGCCUCCAAGGAUUAUCUGAGAGCAGCAUCUUUCUUUGCAAAAAUUAACUAUAUAUUAUCGUUUGAGGAGAUCACUCUAAAGUUUAUUACCAUAAGUGAACAGGAUGCUUUGAGAACUUUCUUACUGCGGAAGGUUGAUAAUCUUGCAAAGGAUGAUAAAUGCCAAAUAACUAUGAUCUCCACUUGGGCUUCUGAAUUGUACUUGGACAAGAUAAACCGGCUACUCUUGGAAGAUGACACUGCUGUGGAUAAUCGGAAUUCAGAGUACCAAUCAAUCAUCAAAGAGUUUCGUGCUUUUCUCAGUGAUUGCAAGGAUGUAUUGGAUGAAGCAACUACAAUGAGACUUUUAGAGAGUUAUGGUCGGGUUGAAGAAUUGGUAUAUUUUGCCAGUCUAAAGGAGCAGUAUGAAAUUGUUGUUCACUACUAUAUUCAGCAAGGAGAAGCAAAGAAAGCAUUGGAAGUUCUUCAAAGACCUGCUGUUCCUAUGGACCUUCAGUACAAGUUUGCCCCAGACCUCAUCAUGCUUGAUGCAUAUGAAACUGUGGAGUCAUGGAUGGCCACAAAAAACCUGAAUCCGAGGAAACUGAUUCCUGCAAUGAUGCGUUAUUCAAGUGAACCUCAUGCAAAGAAUGAAACACAUGAAGUCAUCAAAUAUUUGGAAUACUGUGUUCAUCGUUUGCAUAAUGAGGAUCCUGGAGUUCACAACUUGCUGCUCUCUCUGUAUGUGAAGAAGGAAGAUGAUAGUGCACUUUUGCGUUUCCUACAAUGCAAGUUUGGGAAAGGACAGGAAAAUGGCCCCGAAUUCUUCUAUGAUCCCAAGUAUGCCUUGCGCCUAUGCCUCAAGGAAAAGCGAAUGCGUGCCUGUGUACAUAUAUACAGCAUGAUGUCUAUGCAUGAAGAAGCAGUUGCUCUUGCCCUACAGGUUGACCUUGAGCUUGCAAUGGCUGAAGCUGAGAAGGUUGAAGAUGACCAAGACUUAAGAAAGAAGCUUUGGCUCAUGGUCGCCAAGCAUGUUAUUAAACAGGAAAAGGGGGCUAAAAGGGAGAACAUACGGAAGGCUAUAGCAUUUCUGAAAGAAACUGAUGGCCUUUUAAAGAUUGAGGAUAUAUUACCAUUCUUUCCAGACUUUGCUCUGAUUGAUGACUUCAAAGAGGCAAUUUGCUCAUCACUAGAGGAUUACAACAAGCAAAUUGAAGAACUAAAGCAGGAGAUGAAUGAUGCAACACAUGGUGCAGACAACAUCAGAAAUGAUAUCAGUGCACUUGCUCAAAGAUAUGCUGUGAUUGAUCGUGACGAAGAAUGCGGGGUUUGUAGGCGUAAAAUCUUAACUGUGGGUAGAGAAUACCAGAUGGCUCGUGGUUACACAUCAAUAGGACCAAUGGCUCCUUUCUAUGUCUUUCCAUGUGGACAUGCCUUCCAUGCACCAUGCCUGAUUGCACAAGUGACACGUUGUACCAAUGAAACUCAAGCAGAAUACAUACUGGAUCUGCAGAAGCAACUUACUUUGUUGGGUGGGGAAGCAAGGAAGGAUUCAAACGGUAGCCUAACUGAGGAAUCCAUAACUAGCAUGAAACCUGCGGAUAAGCUUCGAUCACAGCUGGAUGAUGCCAUAGCCAGCGAAUGCCCAUUUUGCGGUGACUUGAUGAUCCGUGAGAUCUCUUUGCCUUUUGUCCUCCCGGAAGAAGCUCGGCAGGUUACAUCGUGGGAGAUAAAACCACAUAAUCUUGGAAACCAGAGGACCCUUUCUUUACCUUUAUGAUCGUGUUGUGUCUCUGUAGGCUGUGCUUGUGUUCCAGGGAGUUGUGCAAUUUCCAGGUGAUUUGAUCUUCCACCAUUGAAAUUUGUCUGUUGUUGUAAAAUCCACUUGAGAGGGUUUGGUUUUUGUCAUGUAAUCAAUUAUAGUAGCAUUGUUGAGAGUAUAAUUUUCUUCUUCCUUUUUCUAUUUUAUUUAUUUAUUAAUUUUUUUUGUAGUGGGGUGGAGUAUUUAAUGUAUGUCAAGUUUAUUAACAAACUCAUGAGAGCUAAUUGAGCUAUAUUUGUAUAAGCAUCGUAGUAGUCCUAUCAAAACUGAAAGAUCAUGCUUUUCAUUAUAUUUUCCUGUAUUUCGAACAUAAAAAGUGUUUUGUAGUGCGCUUAUUAUGUUGGAAGAAAAAGUGGCAAAAGAGCUAGAGAGAGUUCGGUUCUUCCACAA